Molecule: messenger RNA, 444 nt
Organism: Botrytis deweyae
Lineage: Eukaryota; Fungi; Ascomycota; Leotiomycetes; Helotiales; Sclerotiniaceae
Exons: 4
Coding region: 1-444 (147 amino acids)
Source: RefSeq, a predicted model, not a curated record
AUGCAUUUCACAUAUCCCCUCCUCUAUUUCCUCUUCCUCAACGUAACCACCGCCCACCAAAUCUCCUAUUCAUUCCGAACCCAAAACCGCCAUGUUCUCGAGCCCAUGGUGAAAUUCGUCAAGGAUAUACAAGUCAAUCUAGAUUUCAUCACAUACAAAGAUCCUGAGAUCCAACGAGAAGCUAGUGAUCUCUUAUUAUAUGGAGCUGAUUCCCUUCAUCAGAUGAUCCCAUCUUUAUCUUUGGACCACGCGAAUAAACUUCUCCAAGCUGUGUAUGCAAGGGUUGUUGAUCAAGUUGAGAACCUCGCUCUCUUUUCUCUUGCGAAUAGACUUUUGGAGAAAGAAUCCGAUAAGGAUACUUGUCCCAAGACUACUACAGGUGAUGAACAUGGAAUGGUUAUGGUUGAUUGUCCUGAUCCUCUUUGCAAGACGACAAAUCUGUAG